CGGUGGUUAGACUCAGAGCAACGGACACAAAUCCCCAAAUCUUCAUCGUCCAUCGCCCUAAGCUCCAAUUUCAGAAUCCACAAACUCGCGAGAUCUUUCAUAAUUUCCCCAUCGCCGCAUCUCCAUCUGGGUCGUUCUCUCAUCCUCCUGAAUUUGUGCAACCCUAAAGUUCUCGCCUUUAGUUUAUGUAAAUCGAGAAAGUUGGAAGCUAAGACUUGUGGUGGUGCAUAGGUUGGCAAUGGGAAGAGAACAGAACCCUGGCUUGAAGAUUCUUUGGAUCUGGACUUUCGGCACUGCUGCCAUUCUGGUGACAAAUGUUGUUCGUACCAGGUUACGGGACAUGGAAGCGAUGAUGAACCAGGGGCAAAGACCGGAUCAGAACCAGAGAGAGAGCGGAAAUGCCCCCGAGUCUGAUUCUGUCUUAACGGACGGAAUAAUAUUGUCAGAAUCAGAUCGAGAGAUUGCAGAAGAACUCAAAUGAGGAACCUCCUGAUCCGGUCCUGUUAUCUUCACCAUUAACUCUUUGUCUCCCAAUCCAAGGAUUCAAGAAACUUGGAAUGUGUUUUUUUGGUUGGCUUUAGAAUUAGGAUUCCAGAUGAUUCUGGAAUAACAUUCUGAAUAUGAAGUUUUGUGCUUCAAGCAAGAAGCUUGAACUUGAGCAGAGUGUGCGCUUUGUUGGUUCCUGUUUUGAUUAUGAAGAAGAGAGCUUAGACCAUUGUAAUGUUGUGGCCAACUCUGAAAUUUUUAUUCCAAACUACACUAAUAAAUGUUUA
Tarenaya hassleriana is the source of this 773-nucleotide messenger RNA. RefSeq lists its product as uncharacterized. Lineage: Eukaryota; Viridiplantae; Streptophyta; Magnoliopsida; Brassicales; Cleomaceae. The record is from RefSeq and is a predicted model, not a curated record. The transcript is spliced from 3 exons. The coding region runs from base 239 to 481 and encodes 80 amino acids.